Lingula anatina is the source of this 2861-nucleotide messenger RNA. Its product is annotated as chondroitin-polymerizing factor, non-catalytic subunit. Gene Ontology annotation, cellular component: Golgi cisterna membrane. Lineage: Eukaryota; Metazoa; Brachiopoda; Lingulata; Lingulida; Lingulidae. The record is from RefSeq and is a predicted model, not a curated record. Gene Ontology annotation, molecular function: glucuronosyl-N-acetylgalactosaminyl-proteoglycan 4-beta-N-acetylgalactosaminyltransferase activity.
GAUUAGGUGCAUGACGGGAAUUUUUCAAGAUGGAAGGCUAGAUCUCGCAUCAAAAUUCAUCAAGUGAACCCGGGUGUUUAUUUCAGAUCAUUCCUUCGAUCAGCACCAUGGUGGUAAGGAAGGCUCUGCAUUGUUUGAAGGCCAUGAUGCCUAUCACAGGAGGUUUGUGUUUGGGCAUAUUUUUCAGUCUUUUAUUUGCCCCAGCUUUUGACGAAAGCUGCGAUCUGCAUGGGGGUCAGAUGGAAAAAUUCCCACAUUCUGCUAAAUCGGAUCAUCUUGGUCCUGGCAGAUCGUUAAAUGAAAAACUUAAUUUCGAUUACAGCAAUUCAGAUGACUUUGAACCAAAAUUAAGACCUCACGAGGAACACGCUGUUGCUGCAAAUGGACCAAGAAGAUUAAUUCGACCAAGAUAUGCCAGCACCGAACUUGGCAUCAGAGAGAAACUAUUUGUUGGAGUUAUCACCACAAAAGACAGCAUCAACUCUCUUGGUGUAGCGGUAAACAAAACACUUGCACAUUACGUGCCAAAACUUGUAUUCUUUAUGGAUAGAAGAGGACCUAAAAUACCAACUGGAAUGGCCAUCGUCAGUUUCCCAGACGGACGCACAAAGCUGAAGCCUUUUCACAUGUUGAAAUAUGUCUAUGAUCAUUAUGGGAACAAUUUUGAUUACUACAUGUUUAUACCUGACAAGACAUAUGUCCGCGGUGAGAAGGUGUUGAGUUUUGUCAGUGAUAUCAGUAUGAGUCUCCAUGUCCACCUUGGUCAGCCUAUAGGUCAGCUUGACCCACAGCAUGUGUUCUGUAGCCUGGCUGCUGGAGUGGUAAUCUCACAGUCGGUGCUGAGCAGUGUGGUCGACAACCUGGAGUGGUGUGCACAGAAUGCACUGGCCUCUGAACACGCAGACAACCUGGGCAGGUGUAUCAUCCACUCCACUGACCAGAAGUGUACAGCACAGAUACUGGGUAAAGAAUAUAGAUAUGUGGCUAAUAAAGAUUUGGAUUUUGACAAAGAAAUAGAUGACCUGAGAAAAACGGACUCAUUUAACAAAGCUCUUACUGUAAGCACAGUGCAGGAUGAUAUCACCAUGUACAAACUACACAGGUAUUUCUGCCAGUUGGAGUAUAAUGAGACAAAGCAGCAGAUAGAUGCUCUACAGAAAUCCAUCAUUAAUAUAAGUCAGUUGACCCCCGACCCUAAUGAGCAUGCUGGCUGGCCUGUAGGUGUUCAGCAGCCAUUUCGUCCCAAGAACAGAUAUGAUGUGCUGCGCUGGGAUUACUUCACUGAGAAACACAUCUAUUUGAAGGGGGAUUUCAGCACUGUGGAAGAACUGAAAGGAAUUGAUAAGCAAGAUGUUGCCGACAUUCUGAAGACAGCAAUGACAAAACUGAACCAGAAACACAACAACAGGUUCACCUACCACAGGCUGGUCAAUGGGUACCGCAGGUUCGACCCUUCCAGAGGCAUGGAGUACACACUUGACCUGGAAUUAAAGGAUACAUCAUCACCAGAAAACAACGAUAAAAUUUACCAGCGUAGGGUCCAUCUUGUUCGUCCUCUCAGCUUGCUUGAAAUCAUUCCUAUGCCAUAUGUAACCGAGAAUUCUAAAGUCAAUCUCAUUUUACCUAUAAUGGCCAGUGACCGCGAUGGGGUGGUCAGUUUUUUAGAUUCCUAUGCUCACACGUGCCUGGAUGCUGGCGACAACACAGAUCUCCUGAUUGUGUUCAUCUACGACCCAGCAGAGGCUGGAGAUGACAGCUUUAGUGUGCUGAAAUCUAUGAUCACAUACUAUGAAAACAAGUAUCAGAAUGGAGCCAAGAUAACCUCUUUAAGUCUACGGACCAGCAGCCCCACACAGCUGACCAUCAUAGAGGCUAUAUCAAGAAAGUUUAAGCCAGACUCUAUACUGUUGAUGUGUACUGUAGGAAUGGAACUGUCCAUAGACUUUCUGAAUCGAGUCAGGAUGAACACCAUAGCUAACUGGCAGGUGUUCUUUCCUGUGGGGUUUUAUCAAUAUAAACCUAACCUAAUCUAUGAGGAGAAGCCUUUCCCAACUGUGAUUGACAUUAACAGAAAUUUUGGUCAUUUUGAUGUCCAUUCAUUUGACCAUGCCAGCUUUUACAACUCAGAUUUUAUCCGUUGUUCUUCUAAUAAGACGAGUAAGGAACUGGCCAGGAUGGACUUGUUUGAGCUCUUUGUGCAGGAGAAAAAAUUGCACAUAUUCCGUGCUGUGGAACCUGCCCUGAAGCACCGCUAUCGUCAGCGUAUCUGCAACCCAGUCCUUGCCCAGGAACAGUACCAGCGCUGCCUGCGCAGCCGUGCCGAGGGACUGGCCAACAGCUCACAACUGGCCAUGUUGAUAUUUGAACACCAGAAGAAAGUGGAUAAAUCCCACCUGCAGGUGAUCCAGAGGCAGAGGGACCCCAUUGUCAACCACAUGAAGCCAGACAUGUUGAAAAGAUAAACAACACACAGGCAUAAACUGUCCAUGGGGACUUGAAGAGCCUCAAAAUGGAUCAAUGAUCGGUCAAUGUUUUUGCAUAUGUAUUUGGUUAAAGAUGUAUUCCAUGAUGAAGGGCAUGGGUGUAUGUUUUAAAUUGUCAUUAUCAUCAUUAUUCAUAUUAUGAAGGUAUCGGGUGCAUGUGCAUGGGAGGGUUUGUCAUAAUCAAAAUUUUCUAGUCAAAUGCCUGGAAUCGCAACUUCAAAGAGUUACGUAUAUUUUUAUGUGUAAGUUCUACAUUACUGCAUGGCUAUUCAUAUAUUGCAGAGAUGUAUACUGACAGUCAGUGAAAACGCAUCAGAAAACUUUCUUGUACUUUCUUGUAUCGAGAAUUGAUUCCAACCAUAUAAACGAGUACAAAUG